Delphinapterus leucas (beluga whale) is the source of this 1054-nucleotide messenger RNA. It is a transcript of the gene IFITM5, whose product is annotated as interferon induced transmembrane protein 5. Gene Ontology annotation, biological process: bone mineralization; bone morphogenesis. The record is from RefSeq and is a predicted model, not a curated record. Lineage: Eukaryota; Metazoa; Chordata; Mammalia; Artiodactyla; Monodontidae. Gene Ontology annotation, cellular component: plasma membrane.
UGUAGUUUCAGCAGGCCUGGUCCCGAGGAGCCCCGCCUAGUCCUGCCCUCAAGCCGAGGCAGCGGCCCACCCACCAGGGCCCUGAGCUGGUGCGUCCGCCUCCUUUCGUCCGCGGGGGCGGGGGCUCUGGGGGGCAGACCGCAGCCACCGCAUGGCCCCACCAGCAGCCUUGGAGGGGGCUCCCUAGGCUGGGCUACCCGGACAGGAGGGGCUCUGGUGGCCCCGCACCGGCCCCCAGCCUCUACGGGCGGCGGGCCGGUCAGCCGGGCGGCGGAGGGGACUAUAAGCGGCCGGGUCGCCCACCCUCGAAGCAGGAGUCCGAGCGAGGAGACGGCGCUGGAACCAAUGGACACGUCGUACCCCCGCGAGGACCCCCGGGCCCCGACGCCCAACAAGGCCGACGGCACCGCCCACACGGCCCUCACGCUGGGGGCGCCGCUACCCCCACCUCGAGACCACUUGAUCUGGUCGGUGUUCAGCACCCUCUACCUGAACCUGUGCUGCCUCGGCUUCCUGGCGCUGGCUUACUCCAUCAAGGCCCGAGACCAGAAGGUGACUGGAGAUCUGGAAGCAGCCCGGCGGCUCGGCUCCAAAGCCAAGUGCUACAACAUCCUGGCCACGGUGUGGGCUCUGGUGCCGCCUCUGCUGCUGCUGGUGCUGGCGGUGACCGGCGCCCUGCACCUGUCCCGGCUGGCCCAGGGCUCCGCCGCCUUCUUCAGCACCAAGUUCGACGACUCAGACUACGACUGACAGGCUGGGCCCUGUCCCCGCCCUGACCCAGGGACCCCAACCCCAGGGCUCCACCCUAAUCGCCUGGAACCCUGACUUGCCUACGGGCCUGAGGCUCACCCUCCAGCCCCAGCCUGGGCACCUAACACUGACCCUGAAGAUCCUCCACAGGGAUCUCAGGGCCUUACCCUCACCUCGAUCGAUGCCCCCAGUCCCCUAACCACCCCCCCCCCACCCCCCACCCGCCGCCCCCAGGCCAGCUCCUCCCUCCCCAGCCACCAGGCUCAGCCUCAGUUUCACAAUUAAAAGCGCCUGGCUCCAGAAA